Messenger RNA from Stylophora pistillata, 5045 nucleotides. RefSeq names its product mediator of RNA polymerase II transcription subunit 23. Gene Ontology annotation, biological process: positive regulation of gene expression; regulation of transcription by RNA polymerase II. Gene Ontology annotation, cellular component: transcription regulator complex; mediator complex. Lineage: Eukaryota; Metazoa; Cnidaria; Anthozoa; Scleractinia; Pocilloporidae. The record is from RefSeq and is a predicted model, not a curated record.
AACAUGGCGGGGUGAAAAAGCGAAGUGGAAACAUUCAAAUAUUUACAAGAUCAUGGAGAAUCACAAGGCUAAACUCAUUCAUAUACUAGAGGAUGCACUGGGAGUUGAGGCAAUGGAAACUGCAUUUUGCGGAAUGAUAGUCCACAAUGAAGAGGAUGAAGAUCGAGAUAUCAAGGAGAUUUUCCAAAGGGAUUUUAAACUUUUCUGGGCUGGUGUUCUUGUGGAUGCUAGGGAACAACUUCUCCUUGACUUUGUUUCAUUCAUUUACAAUGAACACAACCCAAGAAGGAUUGAUAUUGCCUUUGGUUUACUUGGAAGUUUAGUUGAAAGUUCAUUGGUUCCUGCUAGGUUAAUGUGUGAAGCUAUCCUCAAGACUCCUCACCUCAGUUUCCAGAAAGAACUCAUGUGGUGUAAAACAUUCCAGCUUCUUUUGAAAAUCGUAGGUGGGGUUGAUUAUAAGAGCUGUCGUGACAUCCUCAGUUUGGUAUUUCACUUAUUUCGUAACAUUCCAACCACUGCGGAUCCUGCAUUUACAGACCGAAUACAAGCUUGUGUUAAGGUUGUCCGUUAUAUUUUAGAUAGGAAUAUAUGCCUUCUGCCUGCCUAUUUUGUUAUUAAUGAGAUCUACAAAAUUUUCCCAGAGGGUAAAGUGAAGCCUCAUUGGGCUAUUGCAAAGCUCCUUUCAGAUUUUGCUGAGACAUUCAGACCCCUUGCACGUACAGUGUCUGUGAUAGGCCGCCCAUCUCUCCUCCCGGUGAUUGGUCAUCCUGGCUCUUCUAUUAGUGUAUGGAAACUAGAUCCUAACACUCUAAGUUUCCCAUUAAAAGGACUUCUGCCCUAUGAUAAGGAUUUGUUGGAACCUCAGACAAAACUGUUGCAAUAUGUCAUUGCGCAGCCAUAUUCCCGUGAUGUUAUCUGUACUAUGCUAGGCCUCAAUAAACAGCAAAAACAGCGAUGUCAGGCAUUAGAAGAACUGUUGGUUGACCUGAUAGUUGUAGCAAUGGAAAGAUCAGAGGCUAAUGAAGCCAACAUGAGUGAAACGGGAUGUCAAUUGUUGUGGCAUCAUUUGUCAAGCCAUCUUAUUUUCUUUGUGCUUUUCCAAUUUGCCAGUUUCCCACACAUGGUCUUAUCCCUUUACACCAAGUUAAGUGGACGAAACCUUAAAAGAGGAAGGGACCACUUGAUGUGGGUUCUGUUGCAGUUUAUUUCUGGGAGUAUUCAGAAAAAUCCUCUCAGUGAUUUUCAUCCUGUGAUGAAGUUGUUUGAUUUACUUUACCCAGAAAAGCAGCCACUGCCAAUACCAGAUAUAACUUCUGCUGAUUCGGUACACUCCUUAGCCAUGGCCUGUAUAUGGAUUCAUUUAUCCAAAAAGGCCCAAUCUGAGGAUGUAACUUGGAGACCACCUGUUCCCCACAUACUUAAGGACCAAAUUGAAUUCAUACAGAACAGAUCAGGGGGAGCCAGUUCAUUCUCCUUGAAUAAUUACAAGAUUCCCCUUCUCUGCAAUGCUUACAGUACCAACCCAGAGUAUUUCAGUGUUCCAAUGGCUAUGUUGGUUGAAAUGUGUUAUGGAAACAACAAAGGUUCCACGCAGCUUCCAGGCCCUUCAAACACACUUGCUGCAGCACCAACUGUUCCUUGUCCAAUGAGUCUUUUGGACUCACUUACAGUCCAUGCAAAAAUGAGUUUUAUUCACAGUAUUGUUAAUCGUAUCAUCAAGUUGGGUAACUCACAGUUUACACUUGCCUUGGCCCCUGCACUGGUGGAAACAUACAGCCGUCUGCUGGUCUAUAUGGAGAUCGAGUCUCUGGGAAUCAAGAGCUUCAUUAGCUCGUUGCUUCCCAAUGUGUUCAAGAGUCACGCCUGGGGAAUUCUCCAUACACUACUGGAAAUGUUCAGUUACCGGCUGCAUCACAUCCAACCUCACUACAGGGUUACUUUGCUUUCCCAUCUACACUCGCUGGCUGCAGUGCCUCACACAAACCAGAAUCAGCUUCACUUGUGUGUCGAAAGUACCGCUCUUAGACUCAUCACUGGAUUAGGAAGCUCUGAAGUACAGCCACAAUUGUCUCGUUUCAACUCUGAGCCUAAACAGCUGUUGUCAGCUGAAUCCGAGGAACUAAACAGGGCUCUUGUACUUACCAUAGCACGUGCGAUGCAUAUUACUUCUGCCGAAUCAUCUACCAACUGGUACGAAGGAAUUCUAAGGUCGCUGAUUACCAAUACACCACAUAGCUGGGCCAGUCACACUCUGGCUUGUUUUCCUCAGCCACUUCGACAAUUUUACACUAAAAAUCCUUGCCCUCAUGAAACAAAACAGGAGCUAAGACAAAGAGUCGACGACGAGUUUAGGAGAUGGAGGGCAAUGUCGUCAGAAAAGGAAAUCCUCAAUCAUUUUGCGGAUCCAUCCUCAACAAAUGUUUUCAUUUGCAUUUUGUGGAAGAUGUUAUUGGAUUCAAACCGCCUAAACUCAGUUUGUCACAAAGUUUUGGAGCGCUUAGGAGCACGAGCUCUUUCUGCGCAUGUACGUGUAUUUGCCGAUUAUUUGGUGUACGAGUUUUCAACAUCCGCGGGAGGAAAACACAUUAACAAGUGCAUUAUACACCUGAAUGACCUAAUAUGGAAGUACAACGUCGUCACUUUGGAUAGGCUGGUCCUUUGUCUGGCUUUGCGAAGUCAUGAAGGAAACGAAGCCCAAGUCUGCUUCUUUAUCAUUCAGUUGUUGUUGUUGAAGCCCCAAGACUUCAGAAACCGAGUGAAUUCUUUCAUACGAGAUAACUCUCCUCACCACUGGCAACAAAAUGAAUGGCAUCAGAAACACAUGAAUUAUCACACGUCCUACCCUGAGAGGUUCUAUUUCGAAGGUUUGUUGGAAUCCGCGGGGGCCACGGUACCAACUGUACAAUACUUACCCAUCUACUUUGAGAAUGUGUGUCUCAGGUUUUUGCCGGUUUUUGACAUUGUCAUUCAACGUUUUCUGGAACUUGCACCAGUGCACAAGUCCCUGGAAAGUCUUCUUGAUCACCUUGGGUGCCUGUACAAAUUCCAUGAUCGUCCUGUGACCUACCUGUACAACACACUACACUAUUACGAACACUGCCUUCGAGACAAAGCUGCUCUGAAGAAGAAGCUUGUUGGGGCGAUUACUAGUGCUCAAAAAGACGUCCAUCCGGAAGGCUGGUGUCUGUCCAGAGGUUACUUGGAGUUCUUGUCUAAACCUGAAGACUCCUGGACCCCAGAUCUCACCUACUAUUGCUCUUUGAUUGGCAGACUUGUGGACACCAUUGCUGGUAAAACCCCGCCCCCAUUUCCAGCUUGCGAUUGGCGUUUCAACGAAUUUUCCAAUCCUGUUGCGCAUGCACUUCACGUGACUUGGGUGGAACUGAUGGCGUUACCUGUUAAGGGACCGGACGUUGGCAACGCGUUGUUUGACGUCAUCUUUAAAGGAAGCUAUGUGACGCAUGAUAGUGACAUUCGAACAAAUAUUAUGGAGUGGAUCAAUGCUGUAGGAUUAGUUUUGUCCGCACUUCCGGAGCCGUACUGGAGUGUGGUGUACGAUAAAAUCUGUAUGGCUCUCAGGAGAGAGCUCUCUGCCAAGGAAGUAUCGACAACUCCUAUCGUUCUCGAGAACCUUGGGAGAGCCGCCCCAUUCCCCUACUCAUUCUUAGAGUUCUCUACCAAUGUCGCUAUGCAUUCAGAGACUACCGCUGAUUAUGUGUUGGCAGUCGUCCAUGCCGUCUGGCACCAUGCAAGUAUCGGUCAACUAAGCCAGCUUCCUCAGUUUCUUCGUGACCGCGUUUCACCGCUGGUCACAAACGAGGCUCAGUUUCUCUACGUCUGUCAUCUGGUUGGACCAUUUCUUCAACGUUUAAUCCAAGAAAGACCAAGAUGUGUACAGGAGAUUGUUGUGGUGCUGUAUCAUCUGCUGGAAAAAAUUAACAGAGAAGUUCAACAUAUACACCACGUUGACACAAUUUGUGACUUCUUGUACCACAUUAAGUACAUGUUUAUAGGAGAUGUGAUUAAGGAUGAAGUACUGAAGAUCAUUCCUCAGCUUCGCCAGUCCUUGCAGAUUCGUCUGAGAUUCAUGACACAAAAUGUAAAGAGAGACGACACUACAACUUUUGCUUAAAAGUCGCCAACAACGUGACCAAUGCAACUCACUGGCAGACAAGCGUUGGAAAAAUUUACUGCAAAGCCAGAAACGUGUGAAAAAAGCAGGAAAGGAUAGAAAAUAAGUCACAGAUCCAACACUAGAUGUAGUGUUGCUCGUUGUCCAGCAAAUCAACGUGACCUCUGUAAUAGUCAAGGUCAGGAUGGAUGAGGAAAGAAAAGGAGCCACCCAACGCCAUCAGGCUAGUAGUUUGGUCAUAGUGUAAAUAAAAUAUCACCCUCUGACUUCGGUGAAAGCAAACUCGUUAUCAUUUGCCAACUCGCCCACAUAUCGGGUUUUUUCUCCGACGACAUCCUCUUUCGACCCGCUCAGUGAAGUUUAUGCGUAACUCGUUCACUCGAGCCCUGUCGUGAUUUAAAGAACUUUAGAUCCUUCAGUAAAUAAUAAUGAAGGAUGUUAUCAGCGAGUUAAUUGUUGGACAGGUAAGGUGUUGGUGAAAUGAUCAGCAUCCAAACAAACCUGUUUUAACUUAAAAUGACUGAUCUAACUGGAUUCAGUAGUGUUUCUUGGAAAGUUGUUUGAUAUAUGUGAGCUUUACCCUUAUGGACUUAAUAACGCUAUAAUUUGAGAUUGACCAUUUAACAGUGUUUGGUCUACAUCAUGGUACAAUAAUUAUUAUUAAAGACUAAUUUUAGAGAUCUAUGCAUUUUUUUUAGGCUGAAUCUCUUGUUUAUGAAUCUGUGGCACAAUUGGAGUGUAAUAGUUGACAGUUUCUGGCUCAAAGCCACAAAACAUAUUAUAGAGGAGGUUGGUUUUUUUCUUGGGUUUUCAAAUGUAACUGACAGUCGUACAAGUUGCUGGAAGUAUCAAUGACAAGCGUUUUAGCAUAUAAGAAGAGAAACAGAAAAUAAAAAACAAUACCAUAACUAGU